This is a messenger RNA of Rattus norvegicus (Norway rat), 3137 nucleotides long. It is a transcript of the gene Fastkd5, whose product is annotated as FAST kinase domains 5. Gene Ontology annotation, cellular component: mitochondrion. The transcript has 3 exons. Bases 432 to 2726 code for a protein of 764 amino acids. Gene Ontology annotation, biological process: regulation of mitochondrial mRNA stability. Lineage: Eukaryota; Metazoa; Chordata; Mammalia; Rodentia; Muridae. The record is from RefSeq and is marked validated.
GUGGAGCGGUUGAUGCGGGAGUCUGUAUAUUGACUUACCUGGUGCGGCCAGGGACUGGAGUUAGGGCGCUACCCUCGUGGGUUUCAGUGCUGGAGGAGGCCAGAAGAGGGCGCUGGAUCUCCUGGGACUUGAAUUAAAGUUGAUUGUGAGCCAUAGUGUGGGCAUUGGGGAUCAAGCCCCCAUCCACUGGAAGAGCAGCCAGGACUCUUAAACAUUGAGCAGUUUCUCCAGCCAGUAGAAGCCACUCAUUUUUCAUCUACCCUUUUUUCAGUAUCUGGCACCAAUACUGGCCCAUCAUUUGUGGCCCAUGGCUCUUGUGGUAUGCCGAAGAGUUACAGGCAGUUUCUGUGGAACAUCUCUAAUGAAGCACCAUAUAAACAAGAACGUGUGACUUUUCUCUGACUGCCAAAAAGAUCAGCACAGACUCCAGAAUGUCAGCCACUCUCAAGCUAUUAAAACUUUUAAAAUACAAAGCAUCUUGUAAUCCUUCUGCUUACCAUGCAGCCCAAAGCAUGGCAUAUUGGCCUAUGGAAAACAUCGCACAGCAUGGGGGACAGAAUCUCCCUAAACAUAAUAGCUCCUGCCAUCUUGCCAGAAAAGUUAAGAACAUUGGUGAUACCACCCUGUCUCAGAGAGCCUUCACAACCAGCAGUGCCCACCUGGGUUUGGAAUUCAACAAAGCUUCUGCGCUCAAGGCCAGUGCAUUGCAUCCAGACUCACCCAGUGCCAGAAGAGGCGAAGAGGAUGUAGAGGUCUUUGAUUCCUUCGAAGGAACCCGAGUUUUCUUAAAGCUAAGGCCAGAGUACCAGCUUCACAGCUAUAACAGAAGUGAGACUCGCCAACCCUUAUCUGCCUCAGAAGGUGAACUAAUUUUGCACAAAGUCACAUUUUAUGAAGAUAAACUCCAGCCAGAAGUCAUAACUAAUUAUUUUUGUAAGCUCAGCUCUUUGCCAGCAGAACAGAGUUCCGUUUUGCUGUGCAGUAACAGCUUUGCUUUGCUCUGUCAUCAGAGUGUGAGAAACAUACAGCUCUUUAACACCUCAGACCUGGUCAGUAUUCUGAAAGCCUUUGUCGACCUAAGAAUCCCCUUCUCCGCCUCGAUGCUAGAUGUGUAUGAAACCAGGUUUUGCCAUCAGGUAUGGGGGAUGAACCUGGAUCAGCUUCUCCUCGUGGCUGAUCUUUGGCGGAACUUAGGCCGCAGAGUGCCUCGAUUUUUAAAAAUUUUUUUUAGCUACCUUAAUUUGCACUGGAGAGAGCUAUCUUUGUCUCAGCUAAUUCACUUAAUUUAUAUUAUAGGUGAAAAUCGUCAAGUACCACAGGACCUGAUGCAAAAACUAGAAUCACUGAUCCUUAAGUAUAUAGAUUCAGUCAAUUUAGAGGAAGUUGGUACCAUCUGUUUGGGUUUUUUUAAAUCAAGUACUAGCCUCUCUGAAUUUGUCAUGCGGAAAAUUGGAGAUCUAGCUUGUGCUAAUAUGCAGGAUGUGCGUAGCCACACCUUAGUUCAUAUUCUUAAAAUGUUCCGCUUCACUCACGUAGAUCAUGUAAAUUUCAUGAGGCAGUUUGGAGAAAUUGCUCCUCAGAGAAUUCCUUCCUUGGGGGUUCAGGGUGUUAUGCACCUUACCCUUGCCUGCUCAGCCUUACGUAUCCUGGAUGAAAGAGUAAUGAAUGCAGUAGCUGCCUCUUUGCCUCCAAGGGUAGCACACUGUCGAAGUAAAGAUGUUGCCAAAAUUCUGUGGUCGUUUGGAACUCUGAAUUAUAAGCCACCGAACACAGAAGAAUUUUAUUCCAGUCUGAUAAAUGAAAUCCACAGAAAGAUGCCUGAAUUCAACCAGUACCCAGAGCACCUUCUCACCUGCCUGAUUGGCUUGGCAUUUUCUGAGUACUUUCCAGCUGAAUUCAUAAAUGUUGCUCUGAGCCCAGGGUUUGUCAAGUUAGCUCAAAUGAGAAGUAAGUUUGAACUCACUAAGGAACUGUUUACUCUUGAUGGUACAGUUGCCAUUGAAUGUCCAGAUUACAAGGGCAACCGCCUUAAUUCUCACCUUCAGCAAGAAGCAUCUGCAAAUCUGUGGAGUUUAGCAAACAAGGACAUGAGAUCAAAGCCUGAAUUCCUAGAAACUCUCUACUUACUUGAGACCAUGUUGGGUGGCCCACAGUACAUCAAGCACCAUAUGAUUUUACCUCAUACUCGAUCUUCUGACUUAGAGGUUCAGCUUGAUGCUAACAUGAAGCCAUUACCAUUUAAUAGUGAAGCAACACCAACUGAAGAUGUAGCCCAAUUACGACUUAAGCAAGUGGGAGUCAGCCUUACAGAUGAUUUGAUGAAUCAGUUGCUAAAGGGAAAAGCCAAGAGGUAUUUCCAGGGGGAAACUGAGUUAGAGACUGGCCAGCUAUCCAUCGAGUUAAGAAAGAAGACAACUGUACCCUUGGUGGACUCUGAUUGCAAUGGAGCAGAUAGAUUGGGGGAUACGGGAAUAGCUGGCUUGUGCCCUCUCACCCACAUGCAGACCCCACUAGUAAAGCUAGCUAUCCAGUUUACAAACAAGAACCAAUACUGCUAUGGUUCCAGGGAUCUUCUUGGAUUGCACAAUAUGAAGAGAAGGCAGCUGGUUCAAAUUGGGUACCGUGUGGUAGAAUUACCCCACUGGGAAUGGCUUCCAUUACUGAAAAGAACUCGCUUAGAGAAGCUAGCAUACCUCCAUGAGAAAGUGUUCACCUCUGCUCUCUGAAGGGCACUCAUGGGCAUUUAUGCUCAUAAAAGGAACAGGUGCAUACCCUAUAUCUGUAGGUUAAGGAUCCUUAACCAGAAAAUCAAAGUCAAAUGUCCUAAAAUCUGGAACUGAGUACUGAUCUCAGAUCAGGGACAUUCAAGUGGUAGUCUAUGCAGAUACCCUGGACUUCAAAUCUCAAACACCUCUAGUCUCAAGUAUUUGAUACAGGGAUGCUCAAGCUGUCUUUCAAGUAAUUCUAAAAGCCAGAGUGCAGGUGGGUAAUAAAACCAUCUGUUGAGUAGCCAUGGGUGUACUCUUCUGUUGCAGAGCCAGUAGCAAUUGUAUGUUACUGCAGGUUGUGUUAUAUACUCUAGUUGUAUGUUUUGCUCAGAAUAAAUAAGCUUCUUCAAAAUGAGGUUGAUCCACAAA